Messenger RNA from Osmia lignaria (orchard mason bee), 1854 nucleotides. Its product is annotated as peptidyl-prolyl cis-trans isomerase FKBP8. Gene Ontology annotation, biological process: negative regulation of apoptotic process; protein folding. Gene Ontology annotation, cellular component: cytosol; membrane; mitochondrial envelope. The record is from RefSeq and is a predicted model, not a curated record. Gene Ontology annotation, molecular function: protein folding chaperone; protein binding; peptidyl-prolyl cis-trans isomerase activity. NCBI's taxonomy places the organism in Eukaryota, Metazoa, Arthropoda, Insecta, Hymenoptera, Megachilidae.
AAACCUCGAUAAAAACUCGAUUAUCGAUUGUCUUCGAUACUAUAGUAAUACUUAUUUCAAGUAAUAAAGAGAACUAACCAGUGUCGGCGUGUUUCACAAUAAAUAGAAAUACUGUAUAAGUACGUUAGUUCUUCACAUUUCUAAUGAUUGUGGACACAUUUGAAAAUAACAUGAUGGAAGAUGGACCUGUUCAGUCUCAAACAAAUCAAGCUGAUUUUAUUAAAGAAGAGUUAAAUUUCGAUAUAAAUCCAGAAGAUCCAAUGACUAAAGCAGCGUUAAAUGAACAACCAGUUGAAGAAUGGAUAGAUAUUUUAGGAAAUGGACAGCUAAAGAAAAAAAUUAUAAGGAAGGGUAAAAGUGGAAUACGACCAAAUAACACUGAUAUUUGUACUUUAAAAAUCAUUGGGAAGUUGAAAGAUGGUACAGUAGUUGAAGAAUGUGAAGAUCUCAAAAUUCAAUUAGGUGAUGUCGAAGUAAUUCAGGGGUUAGACCUAGCAAUUGCACUCAUGGAUGUAGAAGAAGUAGCAGAAAUUGAAGUUCAUCCAAGAUUUGCUUAUGGCCAGCUAGGAAAAGAACCAAACAUUCCGUCAGAUGCUACUAUUUCAUAUACAGUUGAAUUGGAAGCUACUGAAUUAGAAGAAGAAAUGGACACUCUGAGCGUUAAUCAGAGAAAAGAAAUUGGUAAUAAAAAGCGAGAACGUGGGAACUGGUGGUUCACUCGUAACGAACCGACACUUGCGAUUCAAUGUUAUCGAAGAGCAUUAGAAUUCUUAUUACCAACAGAAAGUCGUACUUCCUAUCAAAAUGAAGCAGAAGACACUACUACUGAUGCAGAAUUACAAGGUUUAUUGGAGGAUCGAAUGAAAGUGUAUAAUAAUUUAGCAGCUGCACAAAUGAAAACGCAAGCUUAUGAUGCUGCUUUAAGAAGUGUAGAAAGUGUUUUGAGUUGUCAACCACAGAAUGUAAAAGCCUUGUUUAGAAAAGGAAAAAUUCUACAUUAUAAGGGAGAACAUGCAUUAGCGUAUCAAACUUUACUUCAAGCAGCAAGAUUGGAGCCGGAAAUAAAAGCUAUUCAGACAGAAUUAGCUAUUUUAAAAGAAAAGAAUGCUAAAGAUGCUCAACAUGAAAAGAAUCUGUAUCGUAAAAUGUUAGGUACACAGGAAAAAAAUAAUAAUGUUUCUUCAAAAAAUGCAAAAGGAAAAUAUCAGAUAAAAAAUACCUCAAAACUUACAUGGAGUUUAAUCGGAGGGGCAACUGCAGCAGCAAUGGGUAUACUUUUAUAUAGAUUUGUUUCAUGAGAAAGGUUUAAGGAAAGAGAUAUAUUAAAAUGAAAAACUAUAUUCGAAUUAAAUAUUGAAAAGUGCACUGAUACAUAACUAAACAUUGAUUUAAUAUUUUCAUAAAAAACAAGCUGUAAAAAUUAAAGCUUAUAAUUAUAUACCAAGAAAUCAAAGAAAAAGGUUGUAAAGAUCUGCAAUUUUAUUCAAUAUACUAUUUUAUUUACGUUUUAUUCAAAUUUUAUAUUCGAUAGGUUCAUUUACAUUAAUAUAUAUACUACUGCAAAACUAACAAACAACUUUUAGAUGUAUGUACAUGUUGUGAAUAAUAAUAUACAUUUUGUGUAACUUUAUCAAUGUAAAGUUGUAUUGAUAUGAUACUAUAGUAUAUUCUAAGAUUAACAGUUUGAUUCCAUUCGGGAAACAAGAGAAAGAUCUUUACCAUUGUUAUAUUAAAUAUUUAUUUAGCUCAAUAUCAAUAAUAAGAUAAAAAAUAUAUUAUUACAUUACUUUUACCGUUAUCUAUUAUUUAAGAAUUUGUAAGAUUGUGUAUUAUGAUAUAAAGAUUAAUAAGGGG